Octopus bimaculoides (California two-spot octopus) is the source of this 385-nucleotide messenger RNA. Its product is annotated as MMS19 nucleotide excision repair protein homolog. Gene Ontology annotation, cellular component: cytosolic [4Fe-4S] assembly targeting complex. The record is from RefSeq and is a predicted model, not a curated record. Lineage: Eukaryota; Metazoa; Mollusca; Cephalopoda; Octopoda; Octopodidae.
UGAUGACGUCAGAAUUAUUGUGUUCUUGACAGAAAUGGCCGCUUCCAGCACGUGGAGUAACAUUGUGGAGAACUAUUUGGCCGGAGUCAACGAUUCUGCUGCCUCACAAAUUGCAAUUGGUUUAACACAUAAAGAAGUUAAUCUCCUUGAAAUAGUGCAAUGUCUUGGGUCAGCAUUAACCACUUCAGGUCUUAGUCGAAGGGCUGAUGGUACAAAGUUGCUUUGUGAUGCUCUUCAUCAAAUUCCACAAGAUUUAUUAAUUUUUGCUGAAGUGGAGUUACUCUGCACGUUUCUCUGUAAUCGUCUUGGUGAUCAUCAUUCUCUUCAACCUGCAGCCCUCCAUGGCCUCGCUGCCCUUGUACGUUGAGUAGCAUUUCCUUAACAU